Molecule: messenger RNA, 3647 nt
Organism: Melanotaenia boesemani (Boeseman's rainbowfish)
Lineage: Eukaryota; Metazoa; Chordata; Actinopteri; Atheriniformes; Melanotaeniidae
Exons: 13
Coding region: 1022-3025 (667 amino acids)
Source: RefSeq, a predicted model, not a curated record
AAACUGAUUGUAAAACAUGGUAUAUGUUGGACUUAAUCCAUGUAUUUUCUUCAUUAAUGUAAUAUUCUUUUAAUAUGUUAGAAAAAAAUUAAGCAGAAAAUCUGGAUAAGAGGUGAAGAUGUUUGUACUGCUGCUGUCCCCGGUCUGUGUCACGUGACCUGCACUGGCCGCGAACAGGUCUCUCGCAGAAGUUCAGCAGUGGCUAACCGGUUUGAUAAAAGCAUGAAUACAUCCAACACCACGCAGGUCUGGAAUAAAUGUAAUAAAACCCACAAAUAAGAAACCUGGAUCUAUUUUAAGCUGUAAUACAACUCAGAAAUUAUUACAAUGACGGCAAAUUCCGCUAGUGCACUUUCGCGUGAUGGACAUGAUGUUCUCUACUAACACUGGAACUGCUCCUUGAUGGCCCGCUACUGUUUCAAUAUUCCUAGGAGAGCGUAAAAAACGUUUUGGCUGGUUGAAGUGUUUUCCGACGCGCUCUCUAUCAGCUGACGGAAGUGUGGUCAUCUGUGUGUGCGCGUAUCAUGCGUGUGGCAUCAGGGUGGAACUUGGAGCGACAGAGCGCAUAUAUCACAUGCCGUCAAUGUUUUGAUCAUAACACAGUGUCUGUGUUUUAUUAUCAAAAGACUUUUUUUCACUGUAUGAACACACAUCCUUUUCCUUCUCUGGAUACAUCCUGAGUAAAGUUUGGUUUGGUCUGUGUAUCUCACUUUCCUAAAUGCUUAGUGCAAAGCGUCACACGUGAGGUCACAGGCUCAGCAGGUAUGUCCUAGCUACAUUCAUACUGCGCGUCUUGACACUCACAUCUACUUAUGGCAGAAAUGAGAUUUGCUUGCUUGGUUGUUCACAUUUUCUGUUAUUUCAAAACGGAAUUGACAUUGAGACAUCUGCUAACUUGCACUAUUAUUUACAGUAUGUCACUUUUUUGUGAAGUGCAGAAACAUUCUAUCUACUUUAGUCAGUCAUUUCUGUUUCCUUUUUUUUUAUAAGAUUUGAAAAAGGUCCUCAAACAUCAACGCCAAUGAAGAGAGGUGUUUGGCACGCAGACACCAUAUCAAGCAUUGCAUCAAGUGAUACAGACGAGCAAGGAGACAAGGCAACAUCGGAACUUGCUGAAGCAGACACAACAAAGCCUCAUGGAUUGGCUGAACUUGAAUGGAGCCUAACUGAGAUGAGCAUUGAUGAUGAACAACAUGUUGAUGAAGGAGCCAUCAAUGAUCUGAGAAAUAGCGUAAUUGACUGGGCUGGUGACGCUCCCCUUGAAAGGCCUAUACAAACGGAGGAAAUGGACAUCGGAGAUGAAGAGGAUAUGCCCUCACUUUCUAUCAAAUUCGGAGGCGCUUUGAAUCAGGUUCCAUCCCUCGACAAACUUCCAGUAAUUGGUUUGGAUGAGACGGUGCAUGACUUGAUCCCAGAACUGGAUCCUGUUCCAGAGACGUGCACAUACAGUGACUCGGCAUGUGAUCUCAGGCUCCCCCAAGUAAAGACGGCAGAACAUAUUGUAGGAGCUAAAGCGUCCAUCAUUUAUGAGGAAUGCUUGAGGCACCUGGCUUCUUUUGUAACUUUGCCAGUUCAAAAGUGUGCCAAAUUGAAAGAGACGGGUGAAGUAUGUCAGCAGUGCCCACCAUACAGAGUCCACAUCAAAGAGAGAGGCACAGCAAGUGUUUUAGAAUGGAUCUGUGCUGAUGGACAUCUUGUGUGGCAAUGGGUUUCACAGCCUGUAAUGAAAUUUGGGAUGCAGGCUGGUGACUUCAUGCUUUCAACAAACAUCUUGUUGUCUGGAAACAAUUACAACAAAGUAGCACUACUCUUCAAGUUCAUGAACAUGGGAAUGGUUGGAAGAGGAACAUUCUUUUCCAUCCAAGACACAUACUGUGUCGACACAGUUAAAAGUUACUGGAUGCAGAAAAGGGCUGAAGCCAUAGCUAAACUGCAGAGAAAAGAUGUUGUGGUCCUUGCUGACGGGAGGAAUGACACUCCAGGACAUUGUGCACAAUACUGCAGUUACACUGCAAUGGAGAAUGAUACACGGGAGAUCAUCAGUGUUGUAACUGUAGAUAAGAGACAGACCGACAGAAGAUCAACUGUUAUGGAAAAGGAGGCCUUCAUUCGAACAGUUGAUCAGCUUAUGGCUGAGGUGAAGCUGGUGGAAAUCUGUACAGAUGCCCACUCACAGAUUAGUGCUGUCAUGGAUCCUGAAAAGGGGAGGUAUAAGGGACAUGGAAUAAAUCACAGUCUUGACAUGUGGCAUGGAGCUAAAAACCUGGCCAAAAAAAUCGCUGCAGCUGCCAAGAUAAAGGAACAGUCGGCUCUACUACUAUGGCUAAAGGACAUUGUAAAUCACUUUUGGUGGUGUUGCAAAAAAGCAGAAAACUUUGAAGAGUUCUUGAUACUGUGGGUUGGAAUAAUCCACCACGUAUGCAAUGAGCAUGAGUGGGCAACUGGCCAGUGUCAACAUGGUCCAAUUGAGGAAGCCCAAAAGGAGUGGAUAGAGAAAGAUUCAAAGGUUCAUGAGGCGCUUGUGGAUAUUGUUCUGAAGAAGCGGUGGCUGAAGGAUAUCCAUAAGUACUUGCGUUUUAGAUCUACAGCUGACUUGGAGAGUUUUCACAACCACGUCCUCAUGUAUGCAAGCAAGCGUUUUGCUUUCACUCCUCCAGUCUAUGAAGCCCGUGUUAUUCUGGCUGCCCUGGACUACAACUUCCAUCUUGGUCGGCCAACAAGACAGAGAGCAGAUGGCUCCAACAUGUACACACGGAUUUUCAGAAAAAAUGCAAAACGUUAUAGCGUUUAUGCAUUGAAGACACCAAAAACAUAUGGCUACAUUCAAGCGCUGCAGACUGAGGUGGUGAAGUGUAGAUUGGAAGCAGAUAAAGGCAUGCCAAGAACACGGACACUGAGGCCAGAUGAUCCACGCAAGCUCGGUCGACUUCCACCUGUACCUCCCCCAUCCGUUGAAGAACUUGUACAAACACAAGUGAAAAGGGGCCUCGGUCCAGAAUUCAACACCAAUCCUCCUUCUGUAUAAGGAUGUUUCAGACCUACGAUGACGACCAACACAGAGUAGAAAGCAGUCUGCAGAUGCAGAAUCUACAUCAUAGCAGAUACUGACGAGCUCCUGCUCCAUUCCUCCUCUCUGAUGAACAAGACUCGGAGUCCCACACUUGAUUCAGGACCUCAUCUGCCAACCCAGAGGAAGUAUUCCAGCCUUUUCCCUCCGAGGACCAUGCUCUCACGUGUGGAGAUGAUUCUCAUCCCAGCAACUCCACACUAGACUGAUCUGCUCCAGUGACAGCAGAAGUUCAUGGCCAAGGUCUCCAAAAAGCAAACAUCUGAUGCUUAGGUCACAAAAUCUGCCCCCUCAUCCCCAUUACUGCAUCUAAUAAUUAUUUCCAUAACUGUAAUGAACAAAAAAAGUGGAUGUGUAUUCAGUCAGUGGUGUUUGCCACAGAUAAAACAUCGUCAAGAAGGAUUGAAUAUCUGUUGUGCAAUCAAAAUUUCACAUCCUUUGUAUGGAUAUGUGGCUUUUUUUUGUAGAUAGGCUUUGGUCUAUGGGGUUUUUGUUGUGUAUAUACUGUGUAUUGCUGCUGUUGCAUCAGUUAUAUUUAUCUAUUUUUUGCAGUUAAAUUGUAAUAAACAUUUGUCUUGUU